AACAUAUAGCAAAUAGAAACUUAUAAAAACAAAAGACCAAAAACCCUAGUGCAGAGUCACAGGCCAUUUGUAUUGCAUAUUUUUUAUUGUUUAUAUGGAUUUUCAGGUUUAACUGGAAACCUAAAAUAUAACUUCAUGUCCGAACCAAUCCUAUGACCGAAUAUUUAGAGAGAGCAAUUGUAAAAGAUAUAGUUUUUAAGUUUAAUUCUUAAAGUUAUUUCAGCCUAUAUUUGAAAUAAAACAUUGUAACCAGCAUUUAUUUUUCAGUCAAAUAUUUGUGUGAACGCAAUAUUCAACCAUGGCAACUGGCAAUAGGGAGGAUACUUUGGAUUCUGGCUUCAUUGAAGUAAAUGGGAAGCCUUUAUCACAAUCACAAGAAAAAUUACCAAAAAUCAAGACGCGUUGUAAGGUAACAACAAAUAUAUUAUCAUCAAAAAAAGGACAAAACAUUUAUGCAAUUGCCGAGAAACCAAGUAUGAUUCCUAUCCUUAAAAACCGAAUUUUGAAACCGAUUACCAAAACCCCGUUUGAACGUAAACACGGAGAAAAUAAAAUGCAAACAGAAGAGAUUAAAGAUGAAAUAGCUAAAAAACAGGGAAAGAGAACAGACAAUAAAGAGAAACAAAUGUUAGCACAUGAGGAAGAUUUUAAGGGACUUAAAGAACAAAUCGCUUUACUUACACAAAAAGCAACUGAAAAUGAAAAGCAUAUGACAGAAAUAAAACAGAUGAGUGUCAAUGUGUUGGCAGAAAUGAAUGUCAUAAAUGAUAAGAUUGAUAAGCUAGACCAAAGCACAGAUGAUAAGAUUGAUGGCAUUGCGAAGCUAGUUAAACAACAAGACCAAGAAAGGAAAAAAUAUGCCGAACAAAGAUCUACAACUGGUUCUUAUGCGGGAAAACAAAAGCGUCAAGCCGCAAAAACAAGUUCAAAAGGAGAGUGGGCAAACAAAUUUUAAUAACUUUGUAAAAGGCACAUUAUGUCUCCGAAACACAUUUUCUUUCCUCUUUAGAAAAAGCAAACAUUAAUUCUAUCAUAUUUACAUAAUGGUUUAAGAGGCUGUUCGAGGCCAAUUACCUGAAAGAAAAUAACGAUAAAUGUAGCGACAUGUAAAAAAGUAGUAUUUUGACUUCCAUACAAAAUACUUUUUUCAGUAUAACUGUACUUUUUGCAAAAAAGCAACAGAUUAAAAAGAUAUAUCAGGUAAUUGUCCAACGAGUAAUUUUUGAAUACGAUAAAAGUGCACCAAAAUUAAAACAAUUUAGUAAAAGAGAAUUAAAAGCAUUUCUGGAGUAAAAUGGACCUUUAAAUCUGAUUUGUGUAAUUUAAUUUUGUUAGCGGAAUCUACUUUUACCCUAAGGAAAAUAUUUUUUCAAACAUUUCGUCAGUCUCUUUACGUUGAAUCACUUAGUAAAUAUAUGCAUAUCAAGUGAUUAACACAUGAAACGUGUCUGUAAAUGUAAUAGAUCCUUUCUUUGCAGUAAUAGAUUAUAUUGUUACGGAAAAUAUCCUUUUUCCUACGAUAACAAAUCCUUUCCCUACGGUAAAACAUCCCAUCUCUACGGUAAUAUAUCAUAUCUCUAUGAUAGCAGAUAUCAUCCCUACAGUAGUAGAUCCUAAACUCAACACGUUAUGGUCCAAUUUACUGAGGGAAUGGCUUGCACUGAAAUGAAACCUCAUAGAACGCCGUUAUUUGAAAUGUUACUUUUUUCAAUUAAAUAUACGCUUCAGUUUUUUUUUGUGAUAUAUAUUACGUCGUUCAUAGCACCAUUUAUGAAAGUGUAAGUUAAAUUAAUAAAAUGUAAAUAAAUGUUACAUUUCGGGGCGUCCGUGGCCGAGUGGUAAAGGUCGUUGACUUCAAACCACUUGCCCCUCACCACUG
This is a messenger RNA of Ruditapes philippinarum (Manila clam), 1879 nucleotides long. RefSeq lists its product as uncharacterized. Lineage: Eukaryota; Metazoa; Mollusca; Bivalvia; Venerida; Veneridae. The coding region runs from base 299 to 955 and encodes 218 amino acids. The transcript is spliced from 2 exons. The record is from RefSeq and is a predicted model, not a curated record.